AUGAAGGAGACCAGGGUGGUCAUCAUGGGAGGUGAGUGGCCUUACGGGCAGGGUGCCAGGCAUCGCAAAGCGGAGGGUUCCUCCACUCUUCCCGCGAAUCUACAGCUGGCCUAUGCGCGCUCACGAAAGAAGCGGUCACCUUGAGACAAUCGCGUUGUGGCUUUCGAGAUGGCACAAGAGGAACGGGGAAUGGCAUGCUGGAGUGGAAAGGGAGCAAAGGAUGUCGGAAAGGUGCACGAUGCCGUACAUACAUUCCUCGAGCGCAUGGAAGGAAUGUUCGAAGAGGGGUGCAUUGACUUGUCGAGGCAAAGUGCUGUGCACGGCAUGUCCCGGCUGCUUGCUUGAACAGUCUCCUACCUCCCUCACGCGAGAGGUCCUUGGGUCACUCGCCCUUUGCGAGCAUCAUAGCCAAGCGCGUAGUUCCUGGGCUCAAAAGCGGGCAUCUUGGCUCAUCAGUCGGGAGGUGGGAAGAUCACUGGCUCUCUUUGCAGAGCAGAGGCUUACCGCGAGUCUCUCUCAAAAUCGACAGGUGGUGGAGUGGGCAAAUCAGCUUUGACAGUUCAAUUUGUUCGAAACGUCUUCGUAAGCACUUACGAUCCGACAAUCGAGGAUACGUACCGGAAACCUAUCAUCAUCGAUGGGCAACACUGUCUGGUGGAGAUCCUAGACACGGCAGGGUGAGUCCUGGGCGAUACGAGAUGGACUGCUCUUCGGAACCAGCAUAUGCUAACGAACCCGGGGGUACCACGACUGAGCAGCACGGAACAGUUCAUGGCGCUCAAGGAGUUGUACAUGAAAAGUGGGCAUGGAUUCAUACUCGUCUUUUCAUUGACGCAUCUCGCAAGUGUUAACGAGCUUGGUCCGCUGCGGGAACAAAUUGUUCGGAUAAAGAACUCCAAGGUGAGCCUCGCGCAAGCGUGAAGUAUCAAAGAGGUAGAGAGAGGUCCGUGUGAGCUGUCAGACACGUCUCGAUCAUGAGCUCAUUUCUACCCGCCUCGUUUCUGCAGGUUCCGCUCGUGCUUGUGGGCAACAAGUCGGAUCUGAGGGCGGAGAGGCAGGUUCCUCGGGAGAUCGGAACCAAUCUGUCGAGGGCGUGGGGAAACGUGCCAUACUACGAGACCUCUGCUCGGAAACGGAUCAAUGUGGAUGAAAUAUUUGCGGAUGUGGUGAGACAAUGUAGGGCUUUCGAUGCGGCGCACUACGCCAGUGGGGCGAAGGAAAGGGGCAACAAGGACAAGAAGAAAUGCGUCGUCAUGUAA
Molecule: messenger RNA, 1259 nt
Organism: Ceraceosorus bombacis
Lineage: Eukaryota; Fungi; Basidiomycota; Exobasidiomycetes; Ceraceosorales; Ceraceosoraceae
Source: the annotation of a GenBank genome assembly